AUGGACGACGCCGGCCUGGUGAUCGCCGCCGCGUUGACAGGCGGAAUCUUCGUCGUGUUGCUCGUCCUGCUCGUCGUCGUCCUUGUCCGGAGGCGGUGGCUGGACCGCGAGGGCGUGGCGUCCGGCCGCGGCUUCGUCCUGUUCGGCGUCUGUUGCCAGGACGGCACCCAGGGCCGGUUCGUCCGGACGUCGUCCCUGGCCAGGAGCCGGCAACGGGCGGCGCGCGGCGGCGAGGAGGCGGAUGACGAGCCGGACGAGGGCGAGCUCGAGAGGUGGAAGAAGAUGUUCGGUGGGCCCACUAGGUGCCUGUCCACGAUAGAGGAGGCCACGGAGAAGGGCACGUCGACGGUGGCAACGCCGGCGUUCUGCUCGCCGGCCGCGUCGCCCGACCGAAGAGACGCCAGGGCUGUGCAGACGGCGUCUGCCGGCGUGCUCAAAAGUUGA
Molecule: messenger RNA, 444 nt
Organism: Triticum turgidum subsp. durum (durum wheat)
Lineage: Eukaryota; Viridiplantae; Streptophyta; Magnoliopsida; Poales; Poaceae
Source: the annotation of a GenBank genome assembly